AUGGGCGUGAAUAUAUUGCUGUUCCUGUGGCGCGGUAGUGAUGCAAUAGGUGGGCAACAAUCACGACCUACAGGAACCGUUGCCGGUACCACUUUUCGAGGAUUAAUCCCAUUUUCGCAUGAUGCUACUACGCAUGACGGGUUUGUGUUUCAAAAAUGGGGGCUUUGCGCUGGGAGGGACGACUUGUCCGAGGAGAAACGGCUGUCCGAGGAGAACCCUCGGAUACUCCCCCACCAAUGCGAACAUCGGUCUAGCAUACUACCACAAAAUCCAGGACUUAUCCUUUACGGUAGAUUGUAUUUAUCGGUUCAGAAAACGUACUGA
Aspergillus ochraceoroseus IBT 24754 is the source of this 324-nucleotide messenger RNA. RefSeq lists its product as uncharacterized. Bases 1 to 324 code for a protein of 107 amino acids. NCBI's taxonomy places the organism in Eukaryota, Fungi, Ascomycota, Eurotiomycetes, Eurotiales, Aspergillaceae. The record is from RefSeq and is a predicted model, not a curated record. The transcript has a single exon.